Molecule: messenger RNA, 1501 nt
Organism: Drosophila miranda
Lineage: Eukaryota; Metazoa; Arthropoda; Insecta; Diptera; Drosophilidae
Product: protein TsetseEP
Exons: 3
Coding region: 79-1392 (437 amino acids)
Source: RefSeq, a predicted model, not a curated record
CCACAAAUCAUUUUAAAUUUGUUAUUAUUCCAAUACAGACGAACGUGAAACAUUUUUAAAUUGAAAAUUUUCGGUAAAAUGGAAUCGAAUCGGGAGCAGCCUACGGACGACGCUUCCAUGGGAAUCGGGGAGGCUGAGCCAGAUAACGAGGUGGUCCAAUCUCCUUACGGUCUGCCCGCCCCCAAGGACAGUUUGAACCAGGAUCCGGUGGGUGUGCAGCUGACCUCCGACGCCAUACAUCUGGGCUUCAUGGUUGAGAAGGGUUUGAUCGAGUACGAGUCGCUGGAUAAGCCAACGGAGGAAGACAACUGCGGUGACUAUCAGAAGCGCUUGUCGGCCGACUAUGCGGCUUCUGGCCAAAUCCAGGAGUUGGUCAAAGAAAUGCGUAAUGAAUUCAUGACGAAGGCGAUCUCUAAGGCCAAGAGCCUCAAGUCGACACUGAUUAAGAGGGGCAUCAUGUGUGGCUAUAAGAGAGACCACCCAGUCAAAGAGCCCGUGUUCAAGCCGCAGGCCAAGCCCCAGGUCAAGCCCCAGGUCAAGCCCCAGGUCAAGCCCCAGGUCGAGACCCAGGACGAGCCGCAGGACGAGCUGCAGGACGAGCUGCAGGACGAGCUGCAGGACGAGCCGCAGGACGAGCUGCAGGACGAGCCACAAGACGAGUCGCAGGACGAGCCGCAAGACGAGUCGCAGGACGAGCCGCAAGACGAGUCGCAGGACGAGCCGCAGGACGAGUCCCAGGCGGAGCCCCAAGCCGAGCCUCAGGUCGAGCCCCUGGUCGAUCUCCAGGCCGAACCCCAGACAUCCAGCGAGAUAGACCAAGACAUUGACAAGACGGACGAAACGAAAGAGAUCCUUGAAGAGAAGUCUACCGAAGAUGCUGUUAGCAAGGAGGAUGAAAUCAAUCAGCUUGUCGUAAAGAUCAACGAUUUCACAAAUAACAUGGAUGGCGACCUCGAUAGCGUUGAUUGGGAACAGUUUCGUGGCAGCUUGUCGAAGGUUUGCGAGAUUUAUCAGACACCAAGUGACGCCAAGCAAAAGCCCGAGGAAUCAGAUACAGUCGAGCCUCUGCAGGACUUGAACAGUCGCGUCAAGGAUCUCAGGCAGAAAAUCAGUGGCAUGGAGGACAAGAUGGUCACCUUGGACCAGAACUUUGAAGCAUUCUGCGACAAAUUGGGCAACAGCAAGAUCAGCAAAGACCGGGCCGAGCGGGACAUGGCCGUCCUCCAGAGUAUGCAGGACAGGAUUGGACGCAGGCUGGCCCAGAUGGAAAAGGACUUGUAUUUGUCAAGGGAGUGUCUGCUCAAGAAAACCAAGAAGGUCCUCGAGGAGCUCAAGCGCUGUAAGUGCGCAGAGCAACCGGUAAAUGAGUCUCUGGACCUCUUCCGAAAUUGAACCGAUUAGAGAGCGCGAAGUGGCACUUUAAAUCAUACUGUGGACUCUGGUCCAAUGCCAUCAGUGUGUGUUUGUAACAACAGUGAUUACACAUUACAAGAAAACACGA